Molecule: messenger RNA, 1430 nt
Organism: Liolophura sinensis
Lineage: Eukaryota; Metazoa; Mollusca; Polyplacophora; Chitonida; Chitonidae
Product: ras-related GTP-binding protein A
Exons: 8
Coding region: 13-939 (308 amino acids)
Biological process (GO): positive regulation of TORC1 signaling; negative regulation of autophagy; cellular response to starvation
Cellular component (GO): nucleus; lysosome; Gtr1-Gtr2 GTPase complex
Molecular function (GO): GTP binding; GTPase activity
Source: RefSeq, a predicted model, not a curated record
CACUCCAGCAACAUGAAGAAAAAGGUUCUUCUCAUGGGCAAAAGUGGCUCUGGCAAAACCAGUAUGCGCUCGAUUAUAUUUGCCAAUUACAUUGCCAGGGAUACACGGAGACUGGGAGCAACAAUUGACGUAGAGCACUCUCAUGUCCGUUUCCUUGGCAACUUAGUGUUAAAUUUAUGGGAUUGUGGUGGGCAGGAGGCGUUUAUGGAGAAUUAUUUUGCUAGUCAGCGAGACAACAUUUUCCGCAAUGUUGAGGUGCUCAUUUAUGUUUUUGAUGUGGAGAGUAGAGAACUGGAGAAGGACAUGCACUACUAUCAGUCGUGCUUGGAGGCCAUUUUACAGAACUCCCCAGAUGCCAAGAUCUUUUGUCUGGUGCACAAGAUGGAUUUGGUCCAGGAUGACCAGAGGCAACUGAUAUUUCGUCAAAGGGAAGAAGACCUGAAGAGACUGUCCAAACCUUUAGACUGCACAUGUUUCGCCACUUCAAUCUGGGAUGAGACACUGUACAAGGCAUGGUCAUCCAUUGUGUACCAGUUAAUACCUAAUGUACAACAACUUGAGAGUAACUUGGCCAAUUUCUCCGAGGUUAUUGAUGCUGAUGAAGUCCUACUGUUUGAGCGGGCAACAUUUCUGGUAAUCUCACAUUGCCAGAGGAAGCCACACAGAGACGUGCACAGAUUUGAGAAGAUAAGUAACAUCAUCAAACAGUUCAAAUUGAGUUGCAGCAAACUGGCUGCCUCCUUUCAGAGCAUGGAGGUCCGCAACACAUCCUUCGCUUCGUUCAUCGAUAUCUUCACUUCCAACACUUACGUUAUGGUGAUCAUGUCAGAUCCUAGUAUUCCUUCAGCCGCCACUCUAAUAAACAUCAAGAAUGCGCGGAAACAUUUUGAAAAAUUGGAACGUGUAGACCCCACUCAUCCUUCAAUGGCUGCUAGAUAGGUCUGAAUCCUGCCAUCUCAGACAUUGUUGAAGUUUGCAAAAUUUGCAAAGAUGUGAUUCUGUCACCCUGGACACCCAUCACAAGAGGAUAUUGGGCAAAUGGUUAGGGAAAGCAAUUGGGCAAUAGUGAAAUCAGGUGUUGGUCAAAAGAUCUAGAGUGGUUUUUGAAGGAUUCUAACAUUGCUUUCUGUAUAUAUUAAUGUGUUUAGUUAGUACUGAGUGAGUACUGGCAUUUGCAGACAUUUUGGGAGAACUGACAGAAUUUGUGAGCACAGAAGGCUUUAUCCACAAAUCAUUUUUUCCUGAGAAAUGGAAAUACAGGACUUUGUGUAUAUUAUGUAUAUAGAUUGUAUCAGUGAUUUGUGGAAAAUGUGAAAAUAUUUUCUACUUACCCAAUAAAGUCAUCUUGGACCUGCAACAUGUUUGCCCUGAAUUAUGGAAGCCCUUAUCGACCAUCAUGUUUUGAAGGAUGUACUCCUACUGCUGGCAGU